UUGUGGCUUGUGGAGCUUGCGUGCUGGAGGAGAGAAGAUGGCGGCGGGACCUAUUUCGGAAAGGAACCAGGACGCCACAGUAUAUGUUGGAGGAUUAGAUGAGAAAGUGAGUGAGCCGCUACUAUGGGAACUCUUCUUACAAGCUGGACCUGUAGUAAAUACACACAUGCCCAAAGACAGAGUCACGGGGCAGCAUCAAGGUUAUGGCUUUGUGGAGUUUUUGAGUGAGGAGGAUGCAGACUAUGCUAUAAAAAUCAUGAACAUGAUAAAGCUGUAUGGGAAGCCCAUAAGAGUAAACAAAGCUUCGGCACACAACAAGAAUCUGGAUGUUGGAGCCAAUAUCUUCAUUGGAAACCUGGACCCUGAGAUUGAUGAAAAGUUGCUGUAUGAUACCUUUAGCGCUUUUGGGGUUAUCCUGCAGACCCCCAAGAUUAUGCGUGAUCCUGAUACUGGGAAUUCCAAAGGUUAUGCCUUUAUCAACUUUGCCAGCUUUGAUGCCUCUGAUGCUUCUAUUGAGGCCAUGAAUGGACAAUACCUGUGCAACAGGCCCAUUACUGUGUCCUAUGCAUUCAAGAAAGAAUCUAAGGGGGAGAGGCAUGGGUCUGCAGCAGAAAGGUUGUUGGCAGCCCAGAACCCACUGUCACAGGCCGACAGACCUCACCAGCUGUUUGCAGAUGCUCCACCAACUCCAGCAGUGCCAGCUGUCAUAUCAUCCAUGACGAGCGCUGUUGCAGCAGGCAUGCCCACAUUUCCUCCAGUUCCCCCUCCUGGAGCGAUGCCUCCAGGGAUGCCACCAACAAUGCCCCCACCUCCCAUGUCCCCACUUACGGCAGCUGGUCAAGCUAGUGCUGCAGCUUCUGCAGGAACUCAUCCUCAGUUACCGCACCCAUUCCAGACUGCUAUGCAUCACGGGAUGCAGAUGCAGGUACAGCAUCCCAAUAUGGCACCCUCCCACCCAGGAGCAGCGCAAAUGCAGUCACGGCCACCUGGUAUGCCAGGCCCCCCUCCUAUGGGAAUGCCCCCAAGAGCCCCGCCAUUUGGAACCAUGGGUCAUCCAGCAAUGCCACCUGGUAUGCGCCCUCCUCCAUUAAUGCCACCUCAUGGCUACAGUGUGCCACCACGUCCACCACCUUAUGGAUACCAGCGUGGUCCACUGCCACCUCCACCUCGUCCUGUAGUACGACCACCAGCACCACCUCGAGUGCCAAUGAGGCUGCCUAUGACCCAAUGAUUAGGAAUCAUUACAGACUGUACCUUAAUUUGUCCCUAAAAAAUAACAUAUUCUGUCAGUAUCUAAAGCAGCGUUGCAUGUUUGUCUCUUUGCACUUGGAUGCCUUGUCUGGUAUUUGCUUUUGAAACGUAUACUUGUACAGAUUUUAUUUUUUCUUUUAGCUUAUAUAAGACUGGUAACACCUCCCCUUUUUUUUUUUUUUUUUUGCAAUAAUAUUCACUAUUAAAAGUUCAGUUUUGUAGGACAGAGUUCCAAGAAGCUAAUGGAAAACAAAAGAAAGCUUGCUACAUCAUUACACAUUCCUCCCCUCUGAAAAGAUCUGAUGUUUUCUGUUUUUUUUACAAGAUCAUUGGGUUUUAAAACAUGCAACGUUGCUUUAAAUCAAGAUCUUCAUAAAGAUUUGAACAUGGUAGAUUUUCAUUUUUUAUUGUUUUUAGUAAAAUGUUUGUAAAUGAUCAAUUAUAAUAAAAACACAAAAUCUGAUAUUGGCUUUACUUACUACCAGUGUGUAUGUAUGUAUAUAUAUAUGUAUGUAUAUAUAUAUAUAUAUAUAUAUAUAUAUAUAUAUAUUUAUUAGAGCUGCAACAACUAAUCGUCAUAAUAGAUUAUGAAAAUAGUUGUCAACGAAUCUCAUAAUCAAUUAGUUGGUCUGUGCACAACACCAGCUGCUUCACUCCAAUGAACUCCUGCACAUAAUAUUGUGUUUUAUGGUUAAGUCCUUAGCCUAAAGGACGUCUACUUUUCACUUUUUCAGGGCGGUAUACGUUUACAAGUACCCCUUGCUUAUGUGCAACCCAGAUAUAAAAGUCAUCAUUUGGAUUGUUUGUUUUAAAUCCGGUGAUUUGGAACUAUGCUUUUCAUGAUAUAGUGCUGAGCUUGUUAUUUACACCUAGCCCCUAGAUUGAUGGGAGUUAUUUAAAUUGAUGUGCACUAUUAUCUGUGUGCACAAUUAUUAGCGUAUUGCUUGCUAUUGCUGAUUAUAUGUACUGUAUAAAUAAAUGUAAGGCUUUGUCCUGUUAUUGAUAUAUA
Molecule: messenger RNA, 2260 nt
Organism: Bombina bombina (fire-bellied toad)
Lineage: Eukaryota; Metazoa; Chordata; Amphibia; Anura; Bombinatoridae
Gene: SF3B4
Product: splicing factor 3b subunit 4
Exons: 6
Coding region: 38-1231 (397 amino acids)
Biological process (GO): positive regulation of mRNA splicing, via spliceosome
Cellular component (GO): U12-type spliceosomal complex; nucleolus
Molecular function (GO): RNA binding
Source: RefSeq, a predicted model, not a curated record